AUUUAACCACGUGACAAGCACACCACAACACCGUGUUGUCAACACGUUAAAUGAGCUUCAAUACCAGUAGUUAAGUUUUUAUUUAUUCUGUUGAAUUGUUUUGCUAUUAGCUGUUUAUUGUUUGGUGAUUUUAACUUUUUAUUAGUUAUUUAAGAAAAUAAAUUGCUCAAAAUGUCCAAGCUAAUGAUUAAACAGUAUAAAACUGUCCAUAAAAAUUUGAUCAAGGAAUCAGCUGACCUUAAAACUAUUGCUGCUGCUGUUCAACUGUUUAAACAAUGUGUAGCACAAUUUGCUGAAGCUGGUAGUGAUGAUUAUGAGGAUGAACCAAUAAACCCAGAAUUACUUCAAAAUGUUAUUCAAAUGUGUAUGAUUGACCUUCUUCCAGCAAUUCAUAAAUUUCUCAGAUUACCCUCACCAACUGCUAAAAAUGAAGAAAGUCCUGAUACUAAACCAUUAGAUCCAUCAAAAAGCAAAAAAUGGGCAAAGAUGGUUGGAUGUAUGAAAGUUUAUUUGAGCUCUUUGCUCAAGUUGAUGGACACAGUUGCUCAAGACUCUGUGUUGACCAAACUACUCCGUCAUACACUCUAUUUGAUACCUUUCUUUUCGCAAUAUUUAAAUCUCUCUAAGAACUUGCUCAAAAGAGUCAUGGUCAUUUGGAGUCAAGAUGAUGAGAAAAAUCGGGUUCUGGCUUUCUUGAUAAUUCUAAGAAUAAUAAGACGGCAUGAUUCCACAAUGAUUAGUUUCAUUAUGAAGAAACUUUACCUGGCUUACAUUAAAAACUGCAAACUAGUUUCCAAAGAGACAUGGCCUAUGAUAAAUUUUAUGCAACAGUCUCUUGUUGAGCUAUAUUCUCUUGAUCAAGGGGUUGCUUAUCAACAUGCCUUCAUCUUCAUCCGACAAUGUGCUAUUGCUCUUCGAAAUGCUUCUGCAUCAACCGAACAGGAUGCAUUCAAAACUGUAUAUAACUGGCAAUACCUUCAAUCAUUACUUCUUUGGUCACGUUUGCUUACGAAUUUACACCCUAGUGAAGUUUUAAAGCCACUAAUUCAUCCAUUAGUCCAAGUUUUCAUGGGAACUAUAAAGCAUUUGUCGGUUGCUCGCUAUUUUCCUUUGAGAUUGCAUAUUGUUAAAGCUUUGAUCCGACUAUCAACCACGACAAACACUUUUAUACCUGUUCUACCCUUAAUUACUGAUGUCCUUGAUGCUACCAAUUACGAGAAGAAGUUUAAAGUUACUCAAAAGAAAAAUAAAAUCGAUUUUGAUUGUUUAACUAGAGUUUCCCAAAAUUUAACGGACGAGAAAUUAUUUGUCGAUGGGUGCAUCAACAAAUCUCACGAGUUAUUGCUUGAAUAUCUUUCUCAUCAAUCUCAUUCUAUUGCUUUCCCUGAACUAUCAUAUUUCACACUGCGUAAAAUAAAAAAAUUUGUCAAGAAAUGUACUGUUGCUUCGCAUGGUAAAAUGAUGAAAAAGCUGGCUGAAAAAAUCGAAGAGACUUCAAAAUUAGUUGAAGAAAAAAGGCAACAUGUUAAUUUCUCGCUGAAAGAUCAAAACGCUAUUAAUCAAUGGCAAAGUGAAAUUAAGGAUAAAGGAACGCCUUUAUCUAAAUAUUUAAUAGAAUGGAGAAAAAUGAAAGAAGCUGAAUCAAAAGUUGAGCAAAACCAUGAUGAUGAUAAUGAUGAUAACGAUAACUAUAAUGAUGAUGACGAUGAAAUUAUGAACGAAGACAACGAAGAAGAUGACGAAGAUCAAGGAGAUAGUGAAUCAGAGCCCGAACACACACCACCUCCGAAGAAAAAGAAGAGAAAAAAUUAAUUUAAUUUUUGUCUCACAAAUUGUCCAUUAAACGUUUCGUAUGUUUAGAAAUUGUUACGAUAAUAAAAUAUUUUGGUGACACGAUUCUCUAUCUAUUGGUUCAAUAAAAACUACUGGAUUGUAUAUGAAUUUAA
Tetranychus urticae (two-spotted spider mite) is the source of this 1946-nucleotide messenger RNA. It is a transcript of the gene Noc2, whose product is annotated as Nucleolar complex protein 2. Gene Ontology annotation, molecular function: transcription corepressor activity; histone binding. Gene Ontology annotation, cellular component: Noc1p-Noc2p complex; nucleoplasm; Noc2p-Noc3p complex. The record is from RefSeq and is a predicted model, not a curated record. Gene Ontology annotation, biological process: negative regulation of transcription by RNA polymerase II; ribosomal large subunit biogenesis. Lineage: Eukaryota; Metazoa; Arthropoda; Arachnida; Trombidiformes; Tetranychidae.